UCACCUGCGAGAGGGGCGGGGUGAGGCUGCGGUGCAGAGGUGCGGCAGCUGGCAGCCAGUCGGGAGCGCGCCGGGCGCCGGGAGACUCGGACUCCGGGCGAGAGCCCCCCACCUGCAGUCGCCGCCCACCGCCGGGCCGCCACCAUGGCGCUUCUGCUGCGCUUGCUGCUCCUGUGCGGAGCCGCCGAUGUGACCAGCAGUUUGAGUAUCACCAGUCCUGAACACAUGAUUGAAAAGGCCAAAGGGGAAACCGCCUAUUUGCCAUGCAAAUUCACCGAGAGUCCAGAAGACCAGGGUCCACUGGACAUUGAGUGGCUGCUAUCACCAGCUGAUAAUCAGAAGGUGGAUCAAGUGAUUAUCAUAUAUUCUGGUGACAAAAUUUAUGACGACUACUAUCAAGAUCUAAAAGGACGAGUGCAUUUUACAAGCAGCGAUGUCAAAUCUGGUGAUGCAUCAAUAAAUGUAACGAAUUUACAGUUGUCGGAUAUCGGCACAUACCAGUGCAAAGUGAAAAAAGCCCCUGGGGUUGGAAAUAAGAAGAUUCAGCUGGCAGUUCUUGUUAAGCCUUCGGGUACAAGAUGUUACGUUGAUGGAUCAGAAGAAAUUGGAAAUGACUUUAAACUGAAAUGUGAACCCAAGGAAGGCUCACUUCCGUUACUGUAUGAAUGGCAAAAAUUGUCCAACUCACAGAAACUGCCCCCAGCAUUGAUAACAGAAAUGACGUCACCGGUCAUAUCGGUCAAAAACGCCACUACCGAGUACUCCGGGGUGUACAGUUGUACGGUCCGCAACAGAGUGGGCUCUGAUCAGUGCGAGCUGCGCCUGGACGUUGUGCCUCCCUCAAAUAAAGCUGGGACAAUUGCAGGAGCUAUUAUAGGAACUUUGCUUGCGCUAGCGAUCAUCGGUCUGAUCGUCUUUUGCUGUCGUAAAAAGCACAGAGAAAAAAAAUAUGAAAAGGAAGUUCAUCAUGAUAUCAGGGAAGACGUGCCUCCUCCCAAGAGCCGGACGUCCACUGCCAGAAGCUACAUGGGCAGCAACCACUCAUCCCUGGGGUCCAUGUCUCCUUCCAACAUGGAAGGCUAUUCCAAGACUCAGUAUAACCAAGUACCAAGCGAAGAUUUUGACCGCGCUCCUCAGAGCCCGACUCUCCCACCUGCUAAGGGGUCUUGAGUCCUUGGCAGUCCCAGCCCUGAGAGAACUAUAUGAAAGGAAAGAAGAGAAGAGUUAGAGUGUAUGGCUCUCUCUGACUGCUCACUCCAACACUCCCUCCCUGCAACACUAGCCUGGGAAAAGGCCAGGGAAAGCAGAGCCGACUCUGGCCUAACCAGUGCCCUCUGCCCCCCGUGCAGAACUGGCUCACCCCUGCCGAAUGCGCACGUAAGCAUCCACAGCUGCACUCUUCUCGAUGCUGUGGUGUCCCCAGCGGGUAUAUGAUUGACAAGAGUCUGCUUUGUUUGGUACCAAGCCUGUUUAUGCUUGUUGUGUUGCUGAUUGCAUAAUUUGAGUAAAUUGUACAUAAUUUGGGCAAAAGUAGUAGAUAUGGUGAAGAUAACAUAUCUGAGGAAAUGACUCUGCUGGCAAUUGCUUUAAAAAUAUGUUGUUUUCACUCACUUCAAAGAAACCAAACUUUACAUUAAGACUGAUAUAAUAUGGAUGAAGUUUUAUAAAGAAAGCAGGCACUCCUAGCACCAGGCCCAUACUCUAAGAAAAAUUAUUUACAUCAAAAAUUUGGUGACUGAAAGUAUACUGAUAAAUUUUAAACAUUUUAAAAUGUUUAAGGGAUGUAUAGUUUUUAAUGGUUUUUCACUUAAACUUUUUUGAUUGGCACUACUGUGUCAGGGAAGAGGGAUUUUACUGUAAAUCUGCAUGUGAAAUCCCUAUCAAAGAUCUGUAUUUUAACUUUUUUUGUGUAUUCCUUUCCAGAUUUCACAGUAUCAAGUAUCACAACUAGUAUUCAAAGUUAUUUACCAAAAGAUCUUAACUAUCAAUAUCAGAUUUUUAAGUAUUGUCUUUUAUCAUUGGGGAACAGUAGAAAACAUGAAACAGUGAGGUUUUACUUAGUAAAUACUCAGAUGACAAAAGUGAAUUUUACAUUUUUCAUGUUCCAGUCCCUUUAGACAAAAUUCAAACAUUUUAAAUAUACUUUCAAGUUUAAUCAGUAAAUUUUGUUUCCUUAGAAGAAACAUUUAAUGGAUGAUCUAUAAGAUAUGAAAACAAUUGUUUUUUCCAUUGAAUUAAGUAAAACAAAUAGCCAACUAAUCACACUGGCUGUUUUCUGUUGAGUUUUACAGCUUUACUUAUCAAUUUGACUCUAAAAAAUUUGUCGUCUAUAAUUUUCUAUGUGUGAUUUCAAAAAGUUGGCAGCUUUGUUAUAAGAUCAGUUUGCCUGUUUCUGAACUUGAAUAAUCCCUUCCCCCCACUCCAUUCUCAACAAAGGUGGUAUGGUAUAUAUUUAGAUAUAUGAUUGAAAAGACAUUUCCAAAACUGAUCUGUAGCUUAAUAUCUAAUGAUAAAGAUGGGUUAAAUCAAUUAAGGCACAUAUAUAUGAAUACCAUGAAACUAUUAAAAAUUGUGUCUAAAGAAUCAGUGUCAUAAUUCAGUGUUUCACAUUUUCAAAUCAUGUGACAGUAAAAUGAAUGUAUUUCAUCAUGACAAAACAGUAUGGGAGAAUGUAAAUUAAAAACUCCCUCUUUGAACAUUCCCCGUCCACUAAAAUAUUAACAGUGGUUAUCUUUGCUAAAUGGACUAUAGGUGAUAUGAAAGAUCUUUCUCUGCUUUUAACUGUUUUUCCUUAAAUUAACAUUACUUGUAUUAACAGAAAAAUAAUUCUAAUAAAUAAUUUUUGUGUAUAAUUAUGGCAUAGUUAAUUAAAAUUCUUAAUUACCGGUGACAAUUUCUAUGUGUAGAUCCACAGGAAAAGCAGUGAUUUAAACUAACCACUAAUGCUUAUCAUGGAGAAGGGAGAAAAGGGAGAUUAAUAUUUGUGAACACAACUUUUAGCUUGGGAGUUGGAAAGGAAUAUCUGAUGCCCUCUUGUGGCGGAUAAUUUUUCAAAGGUGAUUUGUUUCUUUUCAUUGAAAUCCUGUUUAAACCAAGAAAAUACCAAAAUAUCUAUUUUAUUGCUUUCCAAAUGACAUAAAAAGAAAACAGAAAAACACUAUCAUUACCAAUUUAAGGGGGACCAUCAUUCCCCUUGUUAAUGACAGAGAACUGGAACCAUCACUCCAGUCCUCCGUCUAGCUGCUAAAAGCAGGCGCCCUGGAGUCACACUGCUUGGGUUUGAAGUUCCUGUCACUUGGAGCAACUUGCAGGAAUACUCCAAGACUCAGUUUCAAUGAUAAACCUGCUAAAUUCUAUUAUUAUCCUCAUUUUUUUGCAUCUAUUUUCACCUGUCAUACAACAUGGUGGGCAAUUUUGCACAGCAGUAGUCACAGAUUAUUCUUGUAUUGGCCAUGUGCUCUUACAUAGUAUGAGUUAUAAUCUUUUAUUAUGGCAAAUAGUGCUGAAUCAACCGUACAUUGAUAUUUAUACAACUGCAAAAGUAUUUUCAUAGGUUAUCUUCUGGAUGUAUAGAAUUUGAAUUACUGGGCAAGAGAAUAUACACAUUAAAAAUUUUUUGACAUUGUCAAUUGCCUUCCCCAAAGAAUGCAAACCACAGUCUUUUGAAUGGUUCAGUUUGUUAGGUGAAAAAUGGUACUUCAUGGUUUCAGCUUUUAUUUCCCUUGUCAUUAGUGUGCCAUUAGCACGUCUUCUGUUUUUAGCCAUUUGUAUUUCUUUAUAUUUGGUUCUGCUAAAUAAGUAUGUGUAGAAGGUUUUUGUAUAUUAAGAAUGUUAAUUAACUUUUAAACAUUUUUUGGAAAUUUUCUCCCUUUGGAAAUUUGUUUUUUAACUUAAGUUAUGAUGUCUUUUGAUAUGCAGUUCAAAUUUUUUUUUAAUUCCAAAUCAGCAAUCUUUCUAUCAUCACAGGGAAUAUUUUCCUAAGCUAAAGCUUGUAAAUAUCUCAUGUAUUUCCUCUGUACUUUUAUAGUUUAAUAAUUUAUAUUUUAUCUUUAAUCUAUCUGGAACUUUCAUGGUUUGAAGUAGGAAUUUAAGUCUUAAAAAUUCAUAGCCAAAUAUUUAGUUUACUACUAAUUUUUUAUUAGUGAAUAUUUUUAACUGGUAAAUACAUUCACAUAAACUUCUUUAUAUAGUUAUGAAUUGCCUAAUGUUUCUGUCAAUGACAUACCACAUAUAUAUACAAUAGUGACAUAACAUACAGACUAAGUUUAGUAGGCUGUAUUAUCUAGGUUUGUGUAAGCAUACUCUAUAAUAUUCGCAGGACAAAAUCACCUACUGAUACAUUUUUCAGAAUGUAUCUUCCUUGUUAUGGGGCACAUGGCACCUGAUUGUAUCAAUAUUUCUGGUUCUGUACUAGUAAUUCUAUAAGUAGUAUAUUAGUUCACUCCUGGGUUAUACUUUAGAGUCUAUAAAUUAGAAGGAAAGACAGUCCCUGUCCAUUGUUCUUUUUUAAAAAAUUCUUGGUUAUUCUUGAAAAUUAUUCUUCCAUGUAAACUUAAGUCAAGUUUUUGAGUUCCAUUAAAAUUCCCUGAGAUCUUGAUUUAUGUUGACUUUACAUAUGAAUUUGGAAAAUAAUGUUUUUAUAGUAUUGAGUCAAUUUAGAAAUGUGGUACAUUCUUUGUCAGUUUUUUUUUCUUUUGGCAAAUUUUUAUAAAUAUUUCUCUAUCAGACUCACACCUUUCUAUUUGUUUUUAAAUACUCAGUACUCUUUCUUAAUGAUAGGAAUUUAUCUCCCACAAAGUACUAUUUACAUUUUUUAUCACGAAAUCAUGUAAUACAUAAUUGGGAACACUACCACUCUAUUAUAAGCAUUUAUUAUUUUGAAAUAUUUUCUUCUAGACACUGUAUGAUCAACAAUAAAACGUAACCACAUUGCAACCAUUUAAUUCAGAACUGUAACAGAUUGCCCUCAAAACGUACAUGCAAUUUGGUUAUCAAUGUAUAGUAUUAAAAAAUAAAUCCACCAAACAUGUCAAGUGCUUUUAAAAAUGUUUCUUUACCCUUCCAGUUAUAAUUUUCAGUAUAAAAAUAAUAAUGCUUAGCAUAAAAAUCUAGACUGAAGUGCACAAUGUAGAAAAAUAGUUUUCUGUAUCUGCCCAUCUUCCCCUGCCUCUGAGAACACUAGUUUUAACAAUUGGGAAUUUAUUUUUCCAAUGUUGGUACCAUCCUAGACACAAUAUUUUUAUUUCUCUACUUGCAAUAUUUCCCCACCUUGCAACAUUCUAUUCCAUGUUAUUACCAAUUAAUCGUUUGUGACUGUAUUUUCCAGUGUGUUUUUGAAUAGACAUUUGUAUUUUAACUGUUCACCUAUUGGUGGCUACUCGAGUUUUUGUUAUUUUUGCCAUUAUCUAGGUAAAAGUGCAAUGAACACUUUUAUUUAGACAAUGGCCUCCUUGUUUGAGUGAUUCUGUAGGUGAAUUUCUAGAAGUACAGCUGGUUGGUCAAAGGACAUAUGCAUUUACAUUUUAACUGCGCUUCAGAAAAGUUAUACUCCUUUAAACCUGUACUAACACUGUAUUAUGUUUCAUCACACACUUUCAUCAACACUGGGCAUUUCUGAUCUUAUGAUUGCCAAAAUAAAUCUGCUUUAAUUACUAGUGAAGUUCAUACCGUUUAUCAGUCAUGACACUAAAUUGUAUACUUAAGUUAACCACUAAACUUCUAGCCUGGUUAGAAAUGCUUGCCACCUAUAUUCCCUAUAGGUUUACCAUAUAUUGUAUACACAUUAAUAUAUGCAAUAUUUUAAAACAUCCAUAAGCCAAGCUGUGGAUGUCUGUCAUAAUACUUAGUAUUUUCCCGUCCUGUGAAAUUACAGCAAGGCUCCCAAGGCUUCCAUACUUACAAAGGUCAUUUCUGCAGUUUUUCCUUUUUUGAGGGUAGAAAUAAAAUUCAGUAUUUUUGUGUUGAUCAUGUGCUUUAAGGAAUAAAUAAGCCACCCUAAGCAGUGGUGUAUCUACUGCAAGUCCUAAUAGUGAAUUAGCUUUUUUUUUAAGGAUUAUAUUUAUUUAUUUUUAGAGAGGGGAAAGGAGGGAGAAAGAGAGUGAGAAAAAAUAUGUGGUUGACUCUCACACACAGCCCCACU
Molecule: messenger RNA, 6139 nt
Organism: Phyllostomus hastatus (greater spear-nosed bat)
Lineage: Eukaryota; Metazoa; Chordata; Mammalia; Chiroptera; Phyllostomidae
Gene: CXADR
Product: CXADR Ig-like cell adhesion molecule
Exons: 8
Coding region: 145-1170 (341 amino acids)
Biological process (GO): homotypic cell-cell adhesion
Cellular component (GO): bicellular tight junction; basolateral plasma membrane; intercalated disc
Molecular function (GO): cell adhesion molecule binding
Source: RefSeq, a predicted model, not a curated record